AUGCCUGCGGCAAGUUCGUCUUCAAACAAAAAACCACCAUCAAUGCGGGCGUUGACGGCAAGGUUGAAGGAAAUACAACUAUCCUUCAGCGAUAUUUGGCGGUUUGUACAAUCCUUCAAGGAGUCUAACACGGUUACUGAUAUCGAAGUACGCCUUGGUAAGUUGGAAGAAUUGUGGGAAAGCUUCAGUGAUACCUUUGUUGAAAUCCUAUCCCACGAUGACUACAACGCCGAAGGAUCGGCGUACGAGAAGGAGCGAAUGGAAUUCAGUGACAACUAUUACGAGGUCAAGACCUUCUUAAUGGACAAGGUCAAGGAGCUUCAGGAACCCCAGGUUUUGGAGCAGUCUCUUCGAGCAGGUGAUGGUUUGCCGCAUGGGACCUCAGACCACGUCCGCCUUCCCCAAAUUAAACUUCAAAUAUUCAAUGGUGACGUGGACGAAUGGUUGAGCUUCCGGGACUUGUUCACUUCGCUUAUACACUGGAAGGUGGACCUACCAGAGGUGGAGAAGUUCCACUAUUUGAAGGGGUGUCUUCAAGGGGAGCCUAAAAGCUUGAUCGACCCACUCCAAAUCACCAAAGCCAAUUAUCAGGUGGCAUGGGAAAUGCUGUUGAGGCGAUACAACAACAGCAAGCAAUUGAAGAAGCGGCAGGUGCAGUCGCUUUUUAAUCUACCUUCACUCUCUAAGGAAUCAGUCACAGAUCUCCACGUUCUCGUUGAAGGCUUCGAAAGAAUCGUGCAGACUCUCGAUCAGGUGAUUCAACCGGCGGAUUAUAAGGACUUGCUGUUGGUCAACAUUCUCACUGCUAGACUGGAUCCGGUCACUCGACGGGGGUGGGAAGAGGUCUCCGCUUAA
Molecule: messenger RNA, 855 nt
Organism: Topomyia yanbarensis
Lineage: Eukaryota; Metazoa; Arthropoda; Insecta; Diptera; Culicidae
Exons: 1
Coding region: 1-855 (284 amino acids)
Source: RefSeq, a predicted model, not a curated record